AUCCUGAUACCACUCUGUGUGCUGAAGGUGUCAGAGAAUCGGUCCAUGUUUUCUCUACUCAUAUUUGCUCUUGGAGCAGUUAUUCUGGUUUUCUGCAGACCUUUUGGUUUGGUGUUUGAACAAUGGUUUGAAAAGUUCAGUCACUGAACACCAGAUGUAUUGAAAGAGAGGUACAAUGUGACUGUUUCCCUCCUAAUUUAAGUAUUUAUAUUUUUGCCUUAAUGCUCCAACUCUUCUAGGAAGACAGGUUUAUUGUUGAAGAAGUGUUUAUUUGUUCUUGGAAGUUAAGUGUGCUUCACUUUGCUCAGACUUUUCCUUUUUUUUUUGCACCUCCUCCAGAACACUUCCUUGUUUUUGUGUGUGGUUGUCUUAACAGAAAUAGUAGUAGGCAGGUGACAUCAUUCCAUGGAAACACCCCCUAUCCCUCUGAAAUAUAAAGGAUCCUGUUCUUCUGUGGCUGUUUCCUUGUAGCUUCAUCAUACCAUCCCUUGAGGUGCUCCAUUUCAACAAAAUCCCAACUGACAAGAGCGGGAAACUUUUGCUGUCAGGAUUUUUGAGUUUGUGGACUCCUGUUUGCUUCCAUACAACGAGCAACCAUGUCGAUGGGUUUGGAGUUAGUGGGCAUUUGUCUUGGAUUCAUUGGAUUCAUCGGUGCUAUAAUAGUAUGCGCCUUGCCUCAGUGGAAGACGACAGCUUUCAUUGGAUCCAACAUUAUCACAGCUCAAGUCAUCUGGGAGGGCUUAUGGAUGAACUGUGUUGUUCAGAGCACAGGCCAGAUGCAGUGCAAGAUGUAUGAUUCUCUCCUGGCUUUAACGGCUGACAUGCAGGCGUCCAGAGCAAUGACAGUCAUAGCCAUUAUUCUUGGAGUACUAGGGGUGCUGAUCUCAAUUGUUGGAGCCAAAUGUACCAACUGCAUUGAAGAUGAAGCAGCCAAAGCCAAAGUGAUGAUCAUUUCCGGGAUCUUCUUCAUUCUCGCCGGACUUCUGGUCCUCAUCCCCGUCUCCUGGAGUGCAAACACCAUCAUCCAGACUUUUUACAACCCAGUGCUGGCUGACCCUCAGAGGAGAGAGAUUGGGGCAUCCCUUUACAUUGGCUGGGCAUCAGCUGCUCUUCUUCUGAUUGGAGGGGCUUUGCUGUGCAGCAGGUGUCCACCAAAAGAGGAGAGAUACAAGCCAGCGAGAAUGGCCUACUCUGCUCCGCGCAGCAUCAGUGCAGGUGGAGGUUAUGACAAGAAGGACUAUGUUUAGCUUCUUUUUAUCAAUGUCUUGUGUGUGUGCUUCCUACAGUUUGAAACUUCAGGGUAAAACUCUGUUAAAGACUCCGAGAUGAAGAUAUCUGUAAAAAUAUUUUGACGUUUUUCUUUGCUUGCAUUUAAAAAUAAAAUGCCUUCAAUUUGUCAGUGCCUUUGUUUUUUGUUUUUUUUAUUCUACCUAAAUAAUGCUUUUUAAAGGAUCCGAUUCUUGCAUUGACUAUACCUGGUGUCAUGUUUCACUGAAACUGGCUGUUCCAACAUUGUGCUGCCAAAUGGCAGGCCGCUUUUUUAAUAGGCCUCUUUUUGUGUGUUUUGCAUGUAAUAUAAGAAAGUUCUGUUAAGACUUUAACUACAUCUAGAAUGACAGAGAGCAUUAAUUUACAAUAUGUGUAUUGUAUUUGUAAAGAUAUAAAUAUAUAUAUAUACUGCAUGUUUGUAUAUUUAUUUUUUGUGACUUUAUUUGGAGCUUUUCCUUAUAUUUCGCUGCCAUGACAAAAUGCAUUUUUAAUGAAUCCCUAUAUUUCUACAGUUCUCAGUUAGCAUCACUGAUUUUUUAAGGGGCAAAGUUUUUCACUGGUUUUCAUUGAGCCCAUCUGAAGACAGUUUUUCACUUCUUGGAAAACUUAUAUUGAUGUCACCAAGUUCCUACCUUUUCAAAAGCAGGAAGUGGGAGAGACAAACAAGUCUGUCAGUAGGGGCAUUACACAUUUCCAAUUCAAAUUAUUUUUUUAUGUAGCACCUUUCGUGUAAAUAGAGAAAGCUCAAGGUACAAGUGUAUUGAUGAGAAAUUGUCUUUCCAAUGUCCAUGGUUUCAAAUAUAUUUACUUGUUUGUGAGUGGUUUCAAUGUUGCAAAUAAAACAAUGUGGUCCCUGAAAAUGCAUUUCUAAUAAAGUGUUGUGAAUAUUUGGUCAAAAAGAUAGUUUUGUUUUUAUUUGGCAUUUGUACGUCUUGUUGGUUGCAAAAAUAGACACGCAUUAGCAAAAUCGAAAAUUCCUGGAUGUUGAAGAAAAAUGCGACAAAUGUUAGGGGUCACCAUCUCAUCUCAGUCUCAAGUUCUUUCUUUGCCCAAAUGUGAGAAAUUUUUGGACAGGUUAUUUCUAUAUUGUAUUGACUGUUCUUACAGUGAAUGUGCAAACUUGUCCAAUUAUUGCAAUAUUUGGUGUUCCUGACCCCUCACUUCCUUUGAGUAGUGCACAAAACGAUAUCAUGGCAUUCACAUCUCUGUUGGUAUAGACGUUGGUUGUUACUACAUUGGAAAUCUUCUAAAUGCCCAUCUAUUUCACAAUGGUUUAAUGAUAGUGUUUUUUUAAUUAGAGAAGAUUAAAUACACACUAAGAGGAAGCACACAAAAAUGUUUCAAUAAAUGGAAAUGUUUUAUUGUCUACUUUUCAAAUUUGGAACUGUUACCCAAUUGAGUUUGUGCCUGUGGUCUAUUGAUUUUCGUGAAUAUUAUUAUCAUACCCAUUUUUCCUUUUUAUUUAUUUUUUUCUUCUUUCUCUGAUGGUUAUGCUGAGAUGGGG
Messenger RNA from Oryzias melastigma (Indian medaka), 2773 nucleotides. RefSeq names its product claudin-3-like. The record is from RefSeq and is a predicted model, not a curated record. The transcript has a single exon. Gene Ontology annotation, cellular component: bicellular tight junction; plasma membrane. Gene Ontology annotation, molecular function: structural molecule activity. The coding region runs from base 597 to 1247 and encodes 216 amino acids. NCBI's taxonomy places the organism in Eukaryota, Metazoa, Chordata, Actinopteri, Beloniformes, Adrianichthyidae. Gene Ontology annotation, biological process: bicellular tight junction assembly; cell adhesion.